This is a messenger RNA of Vanrija pseudolonga, 477 nucleotides long. RefSeq lists its product as uncharacterized. Bases 1 to 477 code for a protein of 158 amino acids. NCBI's taxonomy places the organism in Eukaryota, Fungi, Basidiomycota, Tremellomycetes, Trichosporonales, Trichosporonaceae. The transcript is spliced from 5 exons. The record is from RefSeq and is a predicted model, not a curated record.
AUGACUGAGCAUACACCACCUGCCUCUCUUACCCCCACCUGCCUCACCGACUCCAUCAUUACCAUCCACAACUUACAGCGUCUUGGAUACAUUGAAGUUCCCUUUCCGGGCAGUGCAGCUACAUCGAUCAAACGCGAGACAGUGCGCGCCAUGACACUGGACCACCGCUACCGAGCCAAAGUUGGCAUCGAGUACAUUGACAAGGAGUUUGAGCGCGAGCUGCCGUGGGACAAGCCAAGGACGCCAAUUGUCCCCGAGUCGCCCGACGACCAGAUCUGUGCCUUCCUUCACGAAUGCUUCCUCCAGCCUGACCGCUUCCAGACGCUUAGCAUUUUCCGUGAAGUUUUGAUGCGGACACAGGAGAUCAUGAGAGACCGGAUCGCGUGGCUGGACCAACUGGACCAAGCGCCGCCCUCAGCGCUUCCCUGUUCAGAGAAGCAAGAGCUCCGUGCCGUCGAUACUCACAAGACCGGAUAA